GGUCCACCAGGACCUAAAAGUAAAGCCACGUCAACUGGUGGAGUGGUCUACACCAGAUGGGGACGAAAACAUUGUCCUAACACAGCGAAAACUGUUAAAAUUUAUUCUGCAACUGGUAAAGACACUUUUGUUUACUGUGUUAUUUUAAAAAUAGGAGCAAUCGUAGAAGCGCACUAUACACACGGUGGGAGUGGAUCAAAUUAUCUUUGUUUACCGUUGAAUCCAAUAAACGAGAAAUACGCUGCUGGUACUCAGAGUAAAGCAAUCAUUUACGGAACUGGUGGUAGUCACAUGAUGAUUCCAUCGCGCAUCAUCUGUCCUUCAGAAUGGACUAUGGAAUACAAAGGUUAUUUAAUGGCUGCACAUUAUAGUCACAAGCGAUAUGAGUACAUUUGUGUUGAAGGCAAACCAGAGGCAAUGCAUGGAUCUCAUGAAGAUAAAAAUGGAGCAUUAUUAUAUUUUGUUGAAGGCCAUUGUGGUUCAUUACCUUGUCCACCAUAUUUCCAUGGAAAAGAACUGACCUGUGUAGUAUGUACUCAGUGACCAAAAAUUGUUUUGGAAACAUGCAAACUUUGCAAGGUUUAAGACGCUUUUCAGUAUUUCUUCCGGAAAGGAUAUGUUUUAUUUUUUUAUAAGCAUUAGUUACAACCACACCUUUUCAUUAGUUUAUAUUAGAUACGAAGAACUACAUUGGUUUGAUAUUAAUUUCUUUUCUGGAUAAAAUAAACAUGGAACAACUUAG
Molecule: messenger RNA, 742 nt
Organism: Xenia sp. Carnegie-2017
Lineage: Eukaryota; Metazoa; Cnidaria; Anthozoa; Malacalcyonacea; Xeniidae
Product: short-chain collagen C4-like
Exons: 3
Source: RefSeq, a predicted model, not a curated record